ACGUUUUGACAACCCUAUAAAAUUAGUCAAAGUUUCCUGCGUUGUAAAAUCGUCACAACAGACUUGUAUGCAUUACUCACUUACUGUUUACUCUAGAAUAUAAAAACACUACGGUACGGUAUAGCACUAAACGACUCGCAAUCAAAAUCACAGUCAACAUUCAACACCGGCAAGCGACAGUUGUUGAAACAAUGGUUUUUCGUGUGCUCGUAUUUUUUACCAUUAUCGGCCUAGCGCAAGUAGCGCAAUGCAAACUGCUAAAUUUGUCGUGUCAGCAAAUUCACCAAUUUGUGGAUGGUCACAAUUCAAGGCGCCUCGAAGUGGCAAAUGGCAAAAUAAACAGUCAACCAAGCGCUGAAAAGAUGAAGUCAAUGAUUUGGGACGAAGAACUAGCCGCUAAGGCGGCGCAUUGGGCUUCCACAAAUCCUUCCGGCCAUAACCCUGAUAGAACAGUCGGAUCCGGAAAGUACCAAACGGGCGAGAAUCUCUACUGGUAUAUGACCACAGACAAAUCGUACAAAUUGAACGUGGAUAACGCUCUAAAGUCGUGGUUUGAAGAGUACAAGGACUAUCCCUACGGACCCUUAAAGGGGUCUGAUUUUACAAGCAGCAAGGAGAUUGGACACUACACCCAGAUGAUAUGGUCCGAUUCUACAUACGUCGGUUGUGCAGUGUCACAAAAUCACGACGGAGACUGGAACAAAUUUACAGUUGUCUGCAACUACGGACCAGCUGGUAACUGGAUAGGCGAAGCGCCGUACAGAAAUGGCCACGGUAGUGGCAAACUUAUGUGCGGCGCCGGCGACUGCUCAAGACAGUACGGAAGCAAAUGCUGAACGCUCAUUGGCUAAAAGGACAACGCGAUUUGAUUGGCUGUUUCAGGGCUCUCCAAUCUUUUUGAGUGUUUGUCAAAACUUUGCAUUUACGUUUGACAGUCGCUGUCAGGAGCUAGGCUGUGCUACCGGUAAACUGGUGUUACUUUGAUUCAUGGGUUAACAUUGAUCAUCAUUUUUUUAACUAGAAGGAAAUUGGUUUCUAAUGCCGGGGCCACACUAACGGGAAACGCCGUUAAUUUGAUUAUCGCGAUAAUCUCAGUGUGGCCGUAUGAAAAGUGUAAAUUAUCGCGAUAAUUAAACGGUGUUUCCCGGCGUUUCCCGUUAGUGUAGCCCCGGCAUAAGCGCUUCCAUCGCGUAUAAUUACUAUAAUUAUCUGUUAAGGUUGUCAAACACCUAAACUCGCGUUCUAAAACCAACUCCCUAUUUCUCAAAAAUCGAUGAUCAAUGCUACGACACAAAUCAAAGUAACUCCAGUUUACCACCGACCGAGCCGUAGUUUGGAAAUCCCUGGAUUAGUUUAUCACUUUUUGACAUUAGACAUGUUCUCUUAUUAAAUUUAUCAAAAUAGAGGUACUUAAUGCGCCGUUAAAAUUAGAUCAGUAGAAUUUACAUUCCAAUCAUUUUACCGUCGGCGAAUGCGACUCGGUACCUCAAGUUUGUGGCAUGGGGUUGACUUUAACGAAAACGGGGCUACCUUGACCUACCUAAAUGUAUAGUUACUUAUCUAUUCAAUAGCACCACAUUUAAAUGUCACCCCAGUUUACGAUACAAAAGUUACAGCAUUUAAUUUUGAUUAACUUAUCACUUAAUCUGACCCAAGUACCAUGCAUUUUAUUUGAACAUUUAUUUAAUUUGAACCUUAGACAACAGUUAUGUCAACGACUCCAAAAUUACACAGUUUAUAUAACAUACCAACAUGUUGGUACGUAUCUAUAAUAUAAUAAUUAAGUACGACAAAGAGGCUUAAAUUAAAAUGGGAUACCUAGAAUAAAACGGUCCCUUUGUUUCCCAUAAAGUUUUAAGUCAUAAUGUAUUGUUUGUCAUAUUAUCGUUAGUCAUAAAACUGAAACCGUUAACUUUUCAGGAUUUUCGUAAGGUUAUUCUGUAGAUAGGUUAGGUUAGGUUAGGUUUGUUUUAUGGCAAUCCUGAAAAGUUACGCGUUUCUGAGAAAAACCAAUUAUGACUAACGAAAAUUCGGACAAACAAUACAUUAUGACUUAAAACUAUUUGGGAAACAAUAGAGACCCCAAUAUACGAAAUACUUCGUG
This is a messenger RNA of Cydia splendana, 2104 nucleotides long. Its product is annotated as venom allergen 5.02-like. Bases 192 to 836 code for a protein of 214 amino acids. NCBI's taxonomy places the organism in Eukaryota, Metazoa, Arthropoda, Insecta, Lepidoptera, Tortricidae. Gene Ontology annotation, cellular component: extracellular region. The transcript has 8 exons. The record is from RefSeq and is a predicted model, not a curated record.